CUGGUAAUAACAGGCCAGUCCUGCUUCCCCACCUCUCUAUCCUGUAUUUGCAAGCCGUUCUCUGACCUACGUUUCCUCCCUUCAAACCCGAAGCUAAAGAAGAAGAGAGAAAGUGAGAAACCAACCGAUCGAUCGAUCGAUCGAGAUAGAGAAAGAGAAAUCAAGAACACUAUGGGGCAUUGGAUUUUCUCGGCGAGCAUAGUGGCGACCUCUGCUGUCGUCCUUUCCGCAGCCUUGGCGCUCUGGCUGGCCACUCCGACGGUGGCGAAUUUUCUCGUCGCCGGGGCCCCGCAGCUCUAUGGAUCCGUCGCCUCCUGGCUCACCCCGCCUUAUCUCUACUUAAUCGUCAACGGCAUAAUAAUCUCCAUCGCCGCCACUUCCCGGUACCAGAAAACUGUCGCAGCCGACGCCCAGCUAUCCCCGUUCUCACAGCAGGCGGACUUCCGCGUCGAGGAUGCCGAUUUGCUAGCGGAGGUACAAGAUCUGCGAAUCCUCGGUGACGAGAGCUUGUCCGACCCGGCGAAAGAAGAGUUCGUGAUAUCGAGCUCGAGCUGGUCACCAAAAAUGGAAGAAAGCAAGGAUCCACUGGAGAAAUCCACCGGAAAAGGCUUGCUAGUGAAUAAGCCGCUUGUCUCCGCCCGGCUUGGCCACCGUAGGAGCAUUAAGUCCAUCCCAGAAGGCAAAGCAUUGGGAGUGGCGCGGCCGCGGAAGAACGAGACCCUCGAGAGCACAUGGCGAAGCCUCACCGAAGGCCGAGCGGUGCCACUCGCUCGACAUCUCAAGAAAUCCGACACGUGGGGCACACACGCUCGUGCUACCGCCGGCGGCGAUCCCACGACGCCGCCGGUGAUCCAUGAGAUUCAACAUUUCGAGUCCUUUACUUCUCGCUCCUCCUACGCUGCCACCGGCUCACAGCCACCGUCCUCCGGGCGUGGUUACUCAUCUCCGGUGGCAAAGCUCCGGCGAGAAUCGUCUCUGGGACAGGACGAUCUUAACCGCCGCGUGGAGGCCUUCAUCAAGAAAUUCAAUGAGGAGAUGCGGCUCCAGCGGGAGGAAUCUCUGCAGAAGUACAAGGAUAUGAUCAACCGCGGUAGCCAUUAAUUAACUUGGAUGAAAAACGAAAUUUUUGAUCCACUCAAGGACAAUAAGGUUGGUUUGUUUUGAUCUCCCAAUUUUAUUCCCCUUGUUCAUGAUGUUGAUCCGGAUGCUGAUUUAUGUAAAUUUUGGAAUUUGGGGAAGACUGUUUUUAAAGGAUAUUGAUAAAUUAGAAGUUCUUUUGAUACAUAGGCUUAAAAAUUCUCUAGGAAUAUUUUUAUAGGACAUGGUAGAGAUGGAAAUUAGUGAACAUUUGUUAACUUUUGUAAGAUUUUGUUAUUUAAUUCUCCUCUAGUUUUAAUUAA
Messenger RNA from Dendrobium catenatum, 1400 nucleotides. RefSeq lists its product as uncharacterized. The coding region runs from base 172 to 1101 and encodes 309 amino acids. The transcript is spliced from 2 exons. The record is from RefSeq and is a predicted model, not a curated record. NCBI's taxonomy places the organism in Eukaryota, Viridiplantae, Streptophyta, Magnoliopsida, Asparagales, Orchidaceae.